AUGUCUACUCACCGCCUUCCAGAGUCUUCCGACUUCCCCUCAGGCCUCGCCUACACGCUUAAAACUCCUGCCAGAGCUGCGCAGAACAUCCUCAUCCUCUUCCACGGCCUCGGCGAUACCCAUGAGCCCUUUGCAGCUCUAGGCACGAACCUGAAUCUCCCCGAGACAGCAUGUCUUGCGAUCAAGGGCCCCACACCACUGCCUUUCGAUAUCAAUGGGUUCCAUUGGGGCGACGAUAUCAUCUUUGACCAGUCGACUGGCGGGCUCGACGGCGACAGUGGGUUUAAGAGAACAAGGAAGCUCCUGAGGGAGGUUGUGGACGAGUCACUGGUGAAGAAGUGUGGUUGGAAUCCCAGGAGCAUCUUCUUCCUUGGCUUUGGGCAAGGCGGGAUGGUGGCGGUUGAUAUUCCGGCGGGGAAUAAGAGCAUCGAGUAUGGUGGUGCGAUCUCGAUCGGAGGUGCGCUGCCGUCCGAUUUGGAGAAGCUCGAGGCUGGAGGACUCAAGAGUGCAACGCCGGUAUUGUUACUGGGUGCCGAGAAGAACUCGGCUAUCGAUAAAGCUGCAGAGGAGAAGAUGAAGGAGAGAUUUGACUUUGUAAAGGUUGUCAAGUGGGGCGGCAGGGAUGGUGAUGGGAUGAUGAAGAAUAGGGAAGAGGCAAGACCAAUCAUGGAGUUUUUCGCAAAGAGGUUGAGGAGUAAGCAGGGAGUUCCGGAGGGAGCUGUGGAGUUGUAG
Morchella sextelata is the source of this 732-nucleotide messenger RNA. RefSeq lists its product as uncharacterized. The transcript has a single exon. Gene Ontology annotation, molecular function: carboxylic ester hydrolase activity; palmitoyl-(protein) hydrolase activity. Gene Ontology annotation, cellular component: cytoplasm. NCBI's taxonomy places the organism in Eukaryota, Fungi, Ascomycota, Pezizomycetes, Pezizales, Morchellaceae. Bases 1 to 732 code for a protein of 243 amino acids. The record is from RefSeq and is a predicted model, not a curated record. Gene Ontology annotation, biological process: protein depalmitoylation.